Schistocerca cancellata (South American locust) is the source of this 501-nucleotide messenger RNA. Its product is annotated as V-type proton ATPase 116 kDa subunit a 1-like. Gene Ontology annotation, molecular function: proton-transporting ATPase activity, rotational mechanism; ATPase binding. Lineage: Eukaryota; Metazoa; Arthropoda; Insecta; Orthoptera; Acrididae. The record is from RefSeq and is a predicted model, not a curated record. Gene Ontology annotation, cellular component: proton-transporting V-type ATPase, V0 domain; vacuolar proton-transporting V-type ATPase complex; plasma membrane. The coding region runs from base 1 to 501 and encodes 166 amino acids. The transcript is spliced from 5 exons. Gene Ontology annotation, biological process: vacuolar acidification; proton transmembrane transport.
AUGGACCGACAUUUGGUUUCAAUAGCAGGCCCUGUGUGUGCUCCAUCAAUGUUAAUCACUUUCAUCAAUAUGGUAUUGUUCAAAGGUAGUGUUCCUCCCAAAGGUUGUGAUGAGUUCAUGUAUAGUGGACAGAAAGGCUUGCAGAGGUUCUUUGUUGUUCUUGCUCUACUGUGUGUUGCUUGGAUGCUUCUUGCAAAACCCAUUGUUUUGAUAAUGAGGCACUGCAAAGCCCACCAAACGCUUUCAAGCCACCCCGUACCUGCAGAGAAUGGCAUGGAUGCGAAGGUGGGAUCGAUGUCAGGGACAGCACACAAGGACGGUGCAGAUGGGGCUCCCGCACCACGGAGCAGUGAAGACCACGACCUGGGAGAAAUCUUCAUCCAUCAGGACAUCCACACGACAGAGGUGGAGUUCCAGAGUAAGUUCUAUGCUGGUGCAGGAUAUUCAUUCCUGCCAUUCUCAUUCGAGGCAAUCCUGGAUUCUGCAUCUCAAGCACCGUAG